Moesziomyces antarcticus is the source of this 507-nucleotide messenger RNA. RefSeq lists its product as uncharacterized. Lineage: Eukaryota; Fungi; Basidiomycota; Ustilaginomycetes; Ustilaginales; Ustilaginaceae. The transcript has a single exon. The coding region runs from base 1 to 507 and encodes 168 amino acids. Gene Ontology annotation, molecular function: DNA-directed DNA polymerase activity. Gene Ontology annotation, biological process: DNA synthesis involved in DNA repair; DNA-templated DNA replication. The record is from RefSeq and is a predicted model, not a curated record. Gene Ontology annotation, cellular component: delta DNA polymerase complex.
AUGGCGCCCAGGACCUCAACGCAAAAGUCACUCUCGUUCCGGGCGCAAUCCAAGCCCAAAUCAAGCCUCUCGGCAGCGGCCAAGGAUCAGCUCAAGCCGAAAUCCGGCUUCAAGCCCACGGUCCGCACUUCCGUCAAAUCCACCUCGCCGCCUCUCGUCAAGCAAUCCACCAAUAGUACCGUAAAAGAUGAGGCGGAUGCGGCACGGGAGGAGCUCGAUGUCGACGAUCCGCGCUGGGACGGCGUGUGGCGCAGGGCGAAGAGGGCCAUGAAUGUGCCUCCGUCCAAAUCCGUGCACAUUGACCACGAAGACCGCAUCCAACAGACGCUGCGCGUGUUCGAUCUCGAUCCCAACUUUGGUCCAUGCAUCGGACUGUCUCGCCUCGAAAGAUGGCAGCGUGCCAAGGAUCUCGACCUCGACCCACCACAAGAGAUCCACGACAUCCUCACAACAAAGCAGGGCAACUCCAUACACAAGGAAAACGUCUUUUCCUCCCACGGCCUCUGA